GCGUUUACAGAACACACAACACCGCAUAGAGGCAGCAUGGCAACAGAGAACACGAUGUCUAAUGGACAAGAAGCGACUUCUCUGAAUGGCGAGCCUGUGGUGAAGCGAUCCCGGGAAGGUGGAGUGACAGAAACUCUGCGGAAUUCCAGGGAACCUCAGAAUAAACUGACCGUGGUGCUCGGGGCUCAGUGGGGAGAUGAGGGGAAGGGGAAAGUGGUCGACCUGUUGGCUAUGGACGCUGACAUUGUCUGUAGAUGCCAGGGAGGAAACAACGCGGGACACACGGUGGUGGUGGACGGUGUUGAGUACGACUUCCACCUCUUACCCAGCGGCGUCCUCAACAAAAAGGCCAUCUCUUUUAUCGGAAAUGGAGUUGUGAUUCAUCUGCCUGGACUGUUUGAAGAAGCAGUGAAAAAUUCUCAGAAAGGCACAGGAUUACAGGGUUGGGAAGAGCGGCUGAAGAUUUCUGAUCGUGCACAUAUUGUGUUUAACUUCCAUCAGGCUGUUGAUGGGAUACAGGAGCAAGAAAGACAACAGCUGGCUGGAAAGAACUUGGGAACAACCAAAAAGGGCAUCGGUCCUGCGUAUUCCUCCAAGGCAGCACGUAAUGGACUGCGAGUGUGUGACUUGGUGUCUGACUUCUCAGCUUUUGAGGAAAAGUUCCGUGUCCUGGCUAGUCAUUUUCAGAACACGUACCCCAAACUUAACCUCGAUGUUGAUGGUGAACUGGAGCAGCUGAAGGCUUAUGCAGAAAGGUUGCGGCCUCUCGUCACAGAUGGUGUGUACUUCAUGCAUAAAGCUCUUACUGGACCAAGCAAGAAGAUUCUAGUUGAGGGGGCUAACGCGGCUCUUUUGGAUAUUGACUUUGGAACCUAUCCCUUCGUGACGUCAUCAAAUUGCACUGUUGGAGGUGUGUGCACAGGUCUUGGGGUUCCCCCGUCCCACAUUGGCCGUGUGUAUGGUGUGGUUAAGGCUUACACCACCCGAGUUGGUGUUGGAGCGUUUCCCACUGAGCAGAACAAUGAUAUUGGUGAUCUUCUGCAGUCAAGAGGGAGGGAAUUUGGAGUUACGACAGGCAGGCGGCGACGCUGCGGGUGGCUGGACCUGGUUUUAGUUCGUUAUGCUCACAUGGUCAAUGGCUUCACGGCCAUUGCUUUGACCAAAUUGGACAUUCUUGAUACGUUGUCGGAUAUCAAAGUGGGCGUGGCUUACACUGUUGAUGACAAGCCCUUGGACAGCUUUCCUGCUAAUAUGGAUGUCCUGACGAAAGUUGUCGUGACUUAUGAGACGUUACCUGGGUGGUGCUGCAGCACAGAAGGAGCACGCAAUUUUAGUGACUUGCCACCUCAGGCACAGGCCUACAUUCGCUUUAUUGAGAAUUUCCUCCACGUGCCAGUAAAAUGGGUUGGAGUUGGAAAAUCCAGGGAGUGCAUAAUAAAGCUGAUGUAAGAUGCAUAGGACAGUUCCUGAAAUCAAUCACCUGCAUACGUCUUCCAGGGACAUCAUAACAUACAUAUUUUUUUUUUUUGGGGACCAGAAAUUUAUGUAGAUGAUUAGUGCUGGACUAAAGAAAAAAAAAAAAAACCUUGGGUUGAGAACCUUGAGAAUGUCCCGCAUAAAGUGAGCACCAGCAUAACUACAGUUCAGGACCAUAAAUAUUAAUGAGGGAUUGCACAAAGUUGCAGACGAACACUUCAUUUAGAGAGUGACUCAGGGGUCAGAAUAAGAAUUCUAUUCUUGCAUAAUGGUGUUUGCUUUCAUUUCAGUUUCUGGACCAGCAUUCUUAAUGUGACCAUGUGUAUUAGUUCAGAGGUCAUACACUCCCACUUUAGGUCUGCACUGAAUGAGCUUUGUGUAAAUAAGUUGCAAAUUGCACCAUUCAGACCUCUGGCUUUAGCCUUCCGCUGUACUGUUCUGUAAUAACUGGUUAUAGGAUCAAACUUUUUUUUUUUUUUUUUUUGUACUCCUGAUGAAGUAGUCCAUUGUAUACAAAGCUCAGAUUACCUUGACCAAAAUUAAGGCUUUAUUUUGAUUUACUGCAUUUUAGAAAGAUUGACUGACUAUUUUUCCAUCUGUGUCGAAAAUAGGCUUUUAAGAUUUUCUGUAAAGUGUAGCCAAAACUUAUUUUAUGUGUAUGACCCUGUGUUUUUGAAACUUCAUUUUAAUUUGUACAUUAAAAUAGUUUUGGGUGGCUGGUGUUGCCUGUCUUGGAAAAACAAAAUAUAUAAUGGAUUGUUUCACAGCUAUGUAAUUAAAACAAUUUUUUUAAUUAGUUAUGUAAAUGUACACCAAGCACACAAUCAGUUUUAACAGAUGAGCAUACUGAUGAGAAAUGUAGGAAAUGGGUGGAUCCACCCAAAUGCAUACAUACAGUUGCCUUCCACUGGAGUGUGUAGAUUGUCAUGUUAUUGGCUGCUGCUUUAGAACAAUAAACUGUUCUAAUUAUA
Molecule: messenger RNA, 2447 nt
Organism: Neoarius graeffei (lesser salmon catfish)
Lineage: Eukaryota; Metazoa; Chordata; Actinopteri; Siluriformes; Ariidae
Gene: adss2l
Product: adenylosuccinate synthase, like
Exons: 13
Coding region: 37-1449 (470 amino acids)
Biological process (GO): 'de novo' AMP biosynthetic process; IMP metabolic process
Cellular component (GO): cytoplasm
Molecular function (GO): adenylosuccinate synthase activity; GTP binding
Source: RefSeq, a predicted model, not a curated record